Molecule: messenger RNA, 1425 nt
Organism: Acomys russatus (golden spiny mouse)
Lineage: Eukaryota; Metazoa; Chordata; Mammalia; Rodentia; Muridae
Gene: Dnmt3l
Product: DNA methyltransferase 3 like
Exons: 12
Coding region: 1-1260 (419 amino acids)
Biological process (GO): negative regulation of transcription by RNA polymerase II
Cellular component (GO): nucleus
Molecular function (GO): DNA binding; DNA (cytosine-5-)-methyltransferase activity, acting on CpG substrates; enzyme activator activity
Source: RefSeq, a predicted model, not a curated record
AUGGAUUCCCAGGAGACUCGGUCUUCUUGCACCAAGGCUCUUGGAACCUGGAACCUGGAUACUACAGACAGCUCCAGCCCUGACCCUACCGGCCACCUGGAAGAGCGAUGGCCAAACUCCUCUCCGGACCUGAAGGAUGAACAUAGCAUGGAUGUGGUAUUGGACGACUCCAAGGAGCAUCUGUCCCCAGGCUCACCCCCACCAGGCAGAGAGAUCAUAAGAUAUGAAGUCACUGUGAACCAACGCAACAUCGAAGAAAUCUGCCUCAGUUGCGGAACUCUCCCGGUGUACACCCAGCACCCCUUGUUUGAAGGGGGAAUAUGUGCCCAGUGUAAGGACAAGUUUCUGGAGACUCUCUUCCUUUACGAUGAAGAUGGCCACCAGAGCUAUUGCUCCAUCUGCUGCUCGGGGGAUACCCUGUUCAUCUGUGAGAGCCCCGACUGUACCAGAUGCUACUGUUUCGAGUGUGUGGAUAUCCUGGUGGGCCCAGGGACCUCGGAGCGAAUCAAUGCCAUGGCCUGCUGGGUUUGCUUCCUGUGCCUGCCUUUUACUCGGAGCGGGCUGCUGCAGAGGCGGAAGAAGUGGCGUCACCAGCUGAAGGCCUUCUAUGAUCAACACGGGGCAAACUCUCUGGGCAUGUACAAGACAGUGUCGGCGUGGAAGAGACAGCCAGUGCGGGUGCUGAGCCUUUUUGGGAAUAUUAAUAAAGAGCUAAAGAGUUUAGGCUUUUUGGAAAGUGGUUCCGAAGAAGAAAGACUGAAGUACUUAGAAGAUGUCACAAAUGUCGUGAGGAGAGAUGUGGAGAGAUGGGGCCCCUUUGACCUCGUGUAUGGGUCAACACAGCCCCAAGUCUCCUCUUCUGACCACUGCCCUGCCUGGUACAUGUUCCAAUUCCACCGGAUCCUGCAGUAUGCGAGGGAACAUUCAGGGAGUCAGAAGCCCUUCUUCUGGAUGUUCGUGGACAAUCUGCGGAUGACUGAGGAUGACCAAGUCACAGCAGAUCGCUUCUUUCAGACAGAGGCUGUGACCCUUCAGGAUGUCCGUGGCAGAGUCCUCCAGAAUGCUGUGCGGGUGUGGAGCAACAUCCCAGGGGUGAAGAGCAAGCACGAGGCCCUGACACCAGAGGAGCAACAGUCGCUGGAAACUCAAACCAGAACCAAGCUGGCAAAGAAAAUUGACCCUCUGGUGAAGAACUGUCUUUUUCCCCUGAGAGAGUACUUCAAGUAUUUUUCUCAGAGCCUACUUCCUCUUGACAAAUGAAUCAUGGUGGAAUGAAAGACUAUUCUAUUUCCUAGAACCACGGCACCCUUCUUCCUACGGCCUUUUCCCUCUGUAGCGUUUCCUUCUGGUUUUUUUUUUUUUUUUGCAUGCCUUUGGGUUUCUCCUGUUUCAUUCUCAAGAGGCAGAUGCCUUGGUGCAGCUCAC